UGUAUCCGCCAAAUUUGGAUUGGACAGUGUGUUUUCCAUACCGUUUCCAUGAACAACAUCAAGCAGUAAAAACACACAAAACCAAUUUAUAAGAGCAAAAGCCUCUACGAAGAUGGAUUUGAAAUACAGUGACGCAGUGGAUAAGCAUAAACGAAAGUCUUCUGAGACGAUGAAACAGCUUCUGUCUUCAGAUGAAUACACACAUCGCGUUGGUUGUGCUGUUCUACGACUGAUUACCGUCUGUGCUGUUGUUCCAGAGGCUGUGCUUUCCCAUGCGUCUAAUCUGACUAGGAAAGAAGUGCAAAUAUAUAACAAAGCCUUAAAGGAGCUGAUCGUGGCUGUUUCUAACCCCCUUGACCAAUUUGAGUGUGGUUUCCAUGGAAGUGAUGCGCUGAAACGAGAACACAUGCCCUGCCACCUUGAAGAAACGCAUCAUCUCUCUACAGAGACGGAUGUGACCCUGCCCUCUUGUGUGGAUGGCAGCCAGGACUCUGAGCCCCAAGCAGGGAACACGCUGAAUAGAAGUGCUGGUAGGCUCAAGUUGCUAUCCAGCACAUGCCAAACCUCUCCUUCUGAUCUAGACAAAGUAUGCCAAGAGAUGAUGACAAUCUACGAACGGCUACAGGCAGAGCGUGCGAGUCAUCAGGAGUGGGAGAGGGAGCUGAUGGAAAGAGAGGGGAGGCUGGAGGAGAGAGAGAGGAGGGUGGAGGAGGGAGAGAGGAGGGUGGAGGAGAGAUCGGAGGCCCUGGGGAGGCUGAGCGGCAUGGAGGAGGCGCUCAACUCCUGCAUACUCUCUGUUCAGGAGAGACACCAGCGGGAGGUGUUGAAGCUUCAGGAGCUUCUCAAAGAGAGAACGGGGGAGAUCAAGAGAAUGAGUUCCAGCUUCAACGUUAUGAAGAAGCUAAACAACAGCAUGAAGGAACAGCUCAAGGAGCUUGGUGAACAAAAUACCAAGUUGGAAAGUCAUUACAAGAGGGUACAGGGGAGACUCGAGAACCUACAGCGAAAAUAUGAUCCUGGCAUGGUCGAGAAGGCCCGGCUGAAUGUGUGUGCGAAGGCGACCCAGUCGAGACGGGAGAAAAGUGGCGCCUCUAGUAAACCAACAAACAAGGCCCCCAUGAGGCCUUCCUCCCCUUCUCUCCUAGCCCUGCUUUUGGACUGGCUGCUGGAGACACAGACCUUCUCUUUAGUAGCCCCACACCAUGAGACAGCCAGCGACCCCCAGUGUCUUCCCCCGCAAGUCCUGCUUACCGACCGAUGCCUCCAGAUGUUACCUCUGUUGGCAGAUCAACUCCAACGGACAUCCUUAUCAGAUCCUCCCCUGCUUCUCUGUGUCCUCCGCCUCGUCUACUGGGGUCUGAGACACCUGGACAGCAGCCCACAGCGCGGGGCCUUGUCCUCCACCCUGCGGCGAAUAGGAGCGCAGGUGUCUGCACACCCGCCCGAGGAAAAGGACAGCGGAGACGGGGUCCUGCCUGGUUCCCGUGGCAACAGCGGUCCAGCACACGGGGGGAGUGUGCUCUAUCACAGCCCCUGUCCGCACACGCGUGUGCUCUCCGCCCUCAUUGUUCUACACACUGUCACCCAAGCUGACCUGCUGGCCCAGGCGCUGGGCGGCCUCCGCAGCCAGCUGAGGAGCGAGGGAAGCCGGGGUCUGUUCCUGCAGUACGGCGGCCUGGGGGUCCUGCUUCGUCUCCUGGGGGCCAGCAGCAGAGGAGGCCUGCAUGGGCCCGUAGAUAUCCUGAUGCAGCUGUCCGCACCGUCCCGCUUCCUGGAUCCCUUCCUGGACGCCUGCAGCUGUGCUGACUUCUUCUCGACCAUCUCCAAGCUCCUUCAACAGCCUCCUCUUGAUCUACGUCUGCUGGAGAAGCUGUCCAUCCUGCUUCAGAAGCUGUCAAACAUCAGGAGGAACCGUCGACUGUUUGAGCGCUCCUCCCUGCGCCUCCUGCUGCAGGAGAUGCAGCGCACCACCGAGCCGUCCUGCAGCUUCCUCCGCCUCAACCUGGGCUCCAUACUGCUCAACCUCACGUGAGGCGGCCCGGGAGCCACCGCUGAACCCUGUGGGACUCCACGAUGACUGAAGUAGUAGGAGGAUGCCUUAACACACGCUGGGCCUGGACAGGCAGUGUUGUCCACUGCCAUCCCUUGCACUCCCAGGGCUACAAUAGGCAGCGCUGUUAACCUUGACUUAGAGUCACAUCGACAAACCAACCGUAUUUAUUAGAUCAUACUUUUUUAAGAUUUUUUUAAUAGCAUUAUUUUCAUUGUAGUUGGUUUUAAUGGUUCUGUACGAAACAGACUGAUCCGGUGCCUUUGUUAGGUUUUAAACAAAUACAAAGGCCCGAGCAUUUAGCUCGGGGUUAAUGGGCGUCUCGUGGGCUUCAGAGACGCACAUUACGGCUCUAAACGCAAACUAAAAGAACUGGAUGACUCUGUGGAUGGACCAUGUUGUGAUUGUUAGCGUCCAUGUGGUUCGCGUUAGCUGGCUUUUUCAUUUGUUUUCGAUUGUCCUCACUCAGUAUGUGGGUGGGAGCGUUGGUCUCAGGAAAAGGCCUUACUUGUUAGGAGGACACCCAAGGAUCAAACCCAUCAGGGCUGAUUUUGAACAGUCGGAGAGAAAAGACUCCCGGGAGAGUGCUCCAGUUGCCGGUGCAGAACGGCAUGCAGAACUAACUUCCGAGCCAGGUUCUGAGUGUUCUGUAGGGAUCUGUCCGCCGCAUCUCGUGCCCCUUUCUCAAAAUCUCACAACGAGAGGGUGAAGAAGACUACGUGGACUUAGCUUGCCACAGUUUCAUUUGGUUCCGCCUUCGACAACCUGUCAUGUACAUUGAGGUUGUUCGAUCAUUUGGGCUUGGGUCAUUUGGGUAAUUGACGGGUUAAGAAAGUUUGAUAUCAUAAUUAUUCAUGGUAGUUGGAAAUGAUAACUAAACAAUGAAGAAAAUCUCAGAUGCCUUUGUGUCACUAAAACUGGCCUUUUGAGCCAUCAAAGUUAAUAUAAACUUGGUUGUCAUCCGAUCUGAGGGAAGACCACAGACAAAUAUGGUUUUGUUUUAUCUCCAAAUUAUCUUUUGUUUGCUUGUAAUUCUAAACGGUGUGCAGAAGUAACAGAGCCUUAUUUGAAUACUUCGGUAAAGUUCGGUAAA
This is a messenger RNA of Gadus chalcogrammus (walleye pollock), 3143 nucleotides long. Its product is annotated as coiled-coil domain-containing protein 138-like. Bases 113 to 2032 code for a protein of 639 amino acids. NCBI's taxonomy places the organism in Eukaryota, Metazoa, Chordata, Actinopteri, Gadiformes, Gadidae. The record is from RefSeq and is a predicted model, not a curated record. The transcript is spliced from 15 exons.